Periconia digitata is the source of this 2592-nucleotide messenger RNA. The record is from the annotation of a GenBank genome assembly. Lineage: Eukaryota; Fungi; Ascomycota; Dothideomycetes; Pleosporales; Periconiaceae.
CCGGCCAAUGGCAGCCCGAACCGACGUCAUCCUGGUUCUGGCCCUGCGAUAACCCGCAAGCGACCAUUUCAAAGCGGCUUAGCCGUCGAUCGGGCAAGCAAGCCCGCCCAGAUACAAGAAGCCGCCGCUCGCCUUGUUUCCCGGUCUCACCUCAGGUCAACGUGCUUGCAUUAAGUAAUAAACAUUGGACUCUUUGACCACUGCUGCAUUUCUCAUUCAUACAUCCACUCCAACCCUCCAUCACUACUUGCUCCCUCAGUCCACUGCCAUCGAAUGGAAACUGAUGAGCCCCCUAUAUCGAAUAGUAUCAGGUCUAAGGCCAACCGCCUAGGCUUGGGACGCUCCAAGAAACCCAAGCCUGAACUCCCCACCCACCAUGUCAACAAUGACAACAAAUCCACCCACGGCCACCAGGUCGAUGCACACAAUGGCUCUGUCGAUAAUUCCUCUUCCUCGACCCGAGCGGUGUCCACGGCUGAGAAGGAGGCGGCUGCCCCCGUAGAACCUAAGCCGCCCAUGCCUACGCGCAUGAGAAAUGGAAUUAUACGUUUUGGCAGACAUACCAAAAAAGCCCUCUUCCACAGUUGGGUCAAUGUUCUGCUCGUCUUCGUGCCUAUUGGUAUAGCAGCCUAUGCUGCUCACCUGAGCCCAGCCAUUGUCUUUUCCAUGAAUGCUAUUGCCAUUAUCCCUCUCGCUGGCCUUCUAGCCUACGCCACCGAGGCCGUCGCAGCUCGUCUGGGCGACACCCUGGGAGCACUGUUGAACGUGUCUUUUGGAAAUGCUGUCGAGUUGAUUCUCUUCAUCAUCCUGCUCGCCGCAGAUCAGAUUGAAGUCGUCCAAGCUGCUUUGCUUGGUUCCAUCUUGGCCAACUUGCUUCUCAUUCUUGGCAUGGCCUUCUUGCUUGGAGGUCUCAGGUACCAAGAACAGGUCUACAACAGCACCGUCACACAGAUGAGUGCAUGCAUGCUCAGUCUUUCGGUUAUGAGUCUCCUGUUACCCACAGCAUUCCACGCUGCAUUUGAGGACAAUGCCAUCGCCGAUACACAAACACUACAAGUCAGCCGUGGUACGAGUGUAGUAUUGCUCAUCGUAUACAUCCUGUACUUGCUUUUCCAGCUCAAAAGUCACACCUACAUGUACGCAAGUACUCCUCAGCACAUCAUCGACGAGGAAUCCCAUCCCGGUGUCAUGGCCGAAAUAUGGAAUUCGUCAAGUUCCGACUCUUCUUCGUCGUCCAGCAGCAGCGACAGCGAUGGUAGCUCUGCUGGAUCACAUACUACGGCUAAAUCGAAAAUCAAGCGGAAGUUUCGCAAGCUGCGUCGAAAGUCUAGUGCUAGUUUCAAGGAGAAGGAAUCGUCAUCGACAGCCUCCGUUAUCAACACCCCUCCUGGAGACAACCACAGCAACUACUUCGAUCGCAGCCGUACUGACAGUGGAGACCAGGGUCUUGGGCGGGGCAUGCUAGCGAGACGUGGAUCUGACCCACUUGGUGCUGCUAUCAUGAGCGGCGAUGAAGCUGAUACUGACGACUUGCAUGCCCCAGUUGCUCGCGACUUUGAAGUUGGAACGGCUGGCUCACCCCCCGCCCGAAAAGAAAGCAAGCGGAAGAACAAGAAGAAGAAGCAUCGCAAGACAAGUAGUAAAGAGCUACACGAAAAGGCACCCAUUGCCACUGACGCUCAGCCUUCGGAGCCUGCAUCUAGAGUUGCAUUUACCGAAGAGGUUCAAGAUCCCCAAGCUGCUCCCGUCACCAAACGGCCUAUCUAUCGUCCGGCCUUUUCACUGCUAUCCAACAAUGUGUUUGUCAACCCAACACCUACCCCAGCGGGAGCAGCUGCGCCAAACCUUCGCGUUGCCGCACCCCGUACCCUGCGUCGCACCAAAUCGGAACCCGAAGACAUUCGUCGGAUGCAACCACCAAACACAGCCGCCACUCGACCCGCAUCUACCCGUGUUAUGCUUGGAGCCCCAUCGAUUCAUGCAGAACCGGAAGAUGAAGAAGAGACCGAGGUUAUGUCCCGUACCGCCGCGAUCAUGCUACUCCUCAUCAGUACUGGGCUGGUUGCUGUGUGCGCCGACUUCAUGAGUGACGCCAUCGAACCCAUGGUGGAAAGUACCGGAAUCAGCCAAGCCUUCAUCGGUCUCAUCAUUCUUCCCAUUGUGGGUAACGCUGCGGAACACGUAACUGCAGUCACCGUCGCCAUGAAAAAUAAAAUGGAUCUGUCGAUUGGUGUCGCCGUCGGCUCGUCCAUCCAGAUCGCCAUCUUCAUCACACCCUUCAUUGUUAUUCUCGGUUGGAUUAUGGGCAAGUCCAUGACGCUCUACUUCAACAUCUUCGAGACCGUCGCCCUCUUCGUCACUGCCUUUGUGGUGAACUUCUUGGUCUUGGACGGGCGAAGCAAUUAUCUGGAAGGUAGUCUGCUGAUUGCGGCGUAUGUCAUCAUUGCCCUGGCUAGUUUCUUCUACCCUGAUGGUUGCGAUGCUUCCAAAAUUGGUGGCAGCGAUCAGACCUGCAAGAACGCGAAUCAGGAGCAUGUGGCUCAGGUUGCUGUUCAUACUGCUGCUCUCGUGAAGAGAAUGGUGGGACUGUAA